Molecule: messenger RNA, 1212 nt
Organism: Closterium sp. Yama58-4
Lineage: Eukaryota; Viridiplantae; Streptophyta; Zygnematophyceae; Desmidiales; Closteriaceae
Source: the annotation of a GenBank genome assembly
AUGGCGGAGCGGGAGAUGCGGGCGAUGGUGGAGUCGGCGUGGACGAUGCUGCUGCACAUAAGCGUGCAGCACCACAGGUGGCACCUCGCUCUGCGACAGGCCGUCUGGGUCCGCAACUGCCUGGAGCGGUCGGCGACGCCGGGGACGACGCCGUACCAGCUGCUGACCGGGACGAAGCCCGACCUGUCGCUGGCGCGCGUGUGGGGCUGCAUGGCGCAAUUCCUCGUCCCCGAGCAGCAGCGCGGUGGGAAGCUGAAGCCGAAGGUGGGGCCUUCACAUCGGCGUGUCGGAGGAGAGCAAGGGGCGGACGCUGGUGGCCACGCCGACGGAUACCUCGACAGCAACACUACCGCUGCUCGCCGAGGUCGCUGGAAGGGCUCGAUGGUGAAGGCCGCCAUGGAAGGGGAGAUCCGCAGCCUCAUCAACAUGGGCACGUGUGAGCUGAUCGAACGCCCACCGGGGGUCAACAUCAUGAAAAACCCGUGGAUGUUGACGAUAAAGUACCACAUCGAUGACACCGUCGAGCGAGAGAAGACGAGACUGGUCGUCAAGGGCUUCACGCAGGUGUACGGCGCCGACUACGACAAGACGUUCGCGCCGGUGGGCAGCUACGUGACGCUGAGGAUCUUCCUCAGCAUCGUCGCCGUCCUCAACCUCAACCUGAUGCAGCUCGACAUGAAGAACGCCUUCCUGCAGAGCAAGCUCGACCGGGUGCUGUACAUGUACCAGCCGGACUACUUCAACGACGGGACCGGCCGGGUGUGCAAGCUGCUGAAGAGCCUGUACGGGCUGAAGCAGUCGCCGCUGCUGUGGUACUUGGCGCUCAACGACGUGCUGGUCGGCGCUGGCUGGAAGAAGAGCCAGGUCGACGAGGCCCUCUACUUCAAGGUCGGCGAGUUCUUGCCGGUGCAGAAGUACCUCGGGCUGGAGAUCGUGCGCGACAGGUCGACGAAGAAGCUGUGGCUGCACCAGCAGGGCUACACCGACAAGCUGCGUAGGCGCUUCAUCGACGAGGAGCAAGGUGGUCGGACUCCGAAGACGCCGGUCUCGGUCGACGCCUACGCCGAGCUCACCUUCAACAAACGAAGAGACGCAAGAGCGACAGGAGGAGGAAAACCGGGGAGAAGGUCGGCUCGCUGCUGUUCGCGGCGACGACGACAAGGCUGGACAUCGCCUUCGCCUGCAGCAAGCUGGGGAGUGGCCUCAUGGUGA